UUACGUACCGCAAUCGGGCCUACGGUGGUGCCAGCGCACCCGACAUGUACUCCAACAUUAACCGGCAGGCGCAGGUACAGCCGAAAUCGCAAAACCUAGCGCCGGAGUUCCAUUACACGCCACCGACCCCGUACUAUCCGGCACGGAUGAGUCCAGUGGCCAGCGACAGCAUGGCCACCGUACGGCCAGCGGCACCGGUUUACAGUGCAUCCGUUACACAGGCACCAGUACCGUCGACGACGACCACGACGACGACGACGACGCCGAUGCCCGCCACAGAACGCCCUCUGCAGGAUGCGGAAACGGAACACGAGAUGAUGCCCCAUCCGGAGGCUUACUCCUCGGAGCAUAGCCCCGAGCAUCAUGCGCACUACGUUGUCGGUGGCGCGGGCAGCAGCUACGCCGAUUCCAUGCUCGAUAUGAUCAACUCGGCCUCGAUGCCGGAACACGGUCCGAGGAAGAAGCGAGCGGCCGCAUCGGUGGCGCCUGUAAUGAGCGCCAGCUCCGAAGAGGCCGAGUUCGAUAACGAAAUCGAUGUGGACGGUGAUGAUGAUGGUGGUGAUGAGGAGUUUAAUAAGAAUAUCGAGGAGACUGAUCCUGAUCUUUAUACUAUUACGCCGAUGAGGACAUCGACGACGACGACGACGACGACGACGAUGGACCCUGAGACAACAAAUACUACCGAAGUUCAUCGCUAUACCUGGGGUGACUUUAUACGCAACACGGUCGAGCGGAAGGUUAAGCUGGGUCUGAACUUCCUCCAGCACGUCACCAUGGACUUCCAGCGAUACCUGAACGGUGUCCAGGAGCACCUGGUCCAGCACAGUAGCAGCAGCAGCACCACCACCACCACUGAGCCAGCGGAACACUAAUCCGCUCUUCUUUCGGGCUGCCUUGCCUAUGGGAUUAAGGAUAGGAUUCUCGCGAUCGAUCGAGCGCACAGCAGAGCCGAGAGCUCUCUUCUGAUCUUGUAGCACAAGGAGUACGAGACGUGCCCACUCCAGCGAAACUCCCUCC
Molecule: messenger RNA, 1017 nt
Organism: Anopheles aquasalis
Lineage: Eukaryota; Metazoa; Arthropoda; Insecta; Diptera; Culicidae
Source: RefSeq, a predicted model, not a curated record